This is a messenger RNA of Branchiostoma floridae (Florida lancelet), 4471 nucleotides long. RefSeq names its product serine/threonine-protein kinase ULK4-like. Gene Ontology annotation, molecular function: protein kinase activity; ATP binding. The transcript has 33 exons. Lineage: Eukaryota; Metazoa; Chordata; Leptocardii; Amphioxiformes; Branchiostomatidae. The record is from RefSeq and is a predicted model, not a curated record. Gene Ontology annotation, biological process: protein phosphorylation. The coding region runs from base 150 to 4046 and encodes 1298 amino acids.
GGUCCAAAUUGCUUUUUUCAGGCGGCCAUUUUGAAUGUUUCUGUUGACAAGCGACUUUCUACCGUCUGCAGCGAUUUCUUAGUCAAAAUACAAGAUCACAGCAAUAUGUUCCAGAAAAGAUUGCUAUGAUAUGAAACCUGUACUACCACAUGGAGAACUUUGUGCUGUAUGAUGAGGUUGGGAGAGGCACCAAGUCUGUGGUGUACAAGGGCAGGAGGAAGGGAACCAUCAACUUCCUGGCCAUACACUGUGUGGACAAGAGCAAGAGGGCAGAGGUCACCAACCAUGUUCGUCUGACCCACGAGAUUGAUCAUGCCAAUGUUGUCCGGUUCCAUGAGUGGUACGAGACCAGCAACCACCUGUGGCUGGUAGUGGAGCUCUGUACAGGUGGUUCACUGGAAACCCUGCUGGCUCAGGAUGGCAGCCUUCCAGAGGAUGUCAUCAGGCAGUUUGGGGUGGAAGUCAUCAGAGGACUGCACCAUAUCCAUGAAAUGGGGGUGUUGUUUUGUGACCUCAACCCCCGUAAGAUCCUGCUGGAUGGACCAGGAGUGUUGAAGCUGAGUAACUUCAGCCUGGCCCGUGUAGAAGAGGAAGACUUGGAGGAGUUUUUCCGACAGACGUCAGCGGAGUACGAACAGUCGGAGGACGACGGUGACGCUUCAGAUGACUCCGCUCCCAAGAAAAGGAGAACUCUGGGUUCUCCAGUUUACAUGGCUCCGGAGAUCCUCCAAGGAGACCAGCACUCUAUGCAGAGUGACCUGUGGUCUCUUGGCUGUCUCCUCUACGAGCUCUUCACUGGGAAUCCUCCAUUUUUCGCUGACAACUUCACAGAACUUGCUGACCAGAUUCUCAAUAAGGACUUCCCCACCCCUCGAGUUCGUGGUAUCAUCCGACCCUCCCCAGACUUUCUCACUCUACUGGUAGGGCUUCUGAAAAAGGAACCUCAAGAAAGGUUAGACUGGGAGGGCCUGCUAUCCCAUACCUUCUGGCAGGGGGCGUUCCUAACCAAAACUGGCAGCUCAGAUGAGAAGGAUGGGGAGAAGGAAGAUGAGAAGGAGACCUCUGAAGACUCACCACAGCGACACAGGAACAUCAUGUUGUCUCCACUGGGCAAGAGUGAAGAAGGUUCUCCCAGGAAGAGCAUGAUAGCAUCUUUAAAACUGGAUGACACAGGAGAACUGCUGGUUCCUCAAAAUGCACCAGAUGCAAAGGAAGGAGUCUUUACAUUAAGUUCCACUCACAAGUCUGCAAUGAUCGACCAAGCGGACCAGGAAAAGUUGGCUGCAACCGCACGACCACAGACUCCAAAAGACGCCAAGAAUAAGAAUAAGGCGCGAGAGUCUUCUGCGUCCAACACGACACGGUCUACGCGGAAGACCAGUGUGUGCGAGGAUAAUGAAGAGGUGUUGGAACUGGCCUAUCACGAUUCAGACUGGACCGUCACUCCUAUAGUCGACAAUCCAAAGAUCCAGAAGCCUGCACCAUUGAAAUGGGAAACUAAGGGUCUUCCUGUUCCAGCUCACUCAGCGGACAAAUUGAUGAAGAUGAAGACCGUUGAGGCCCGCUCCCACCUGUCUGCCUGUCUGGACUACAUCAGGGCACCUGACAAAGGUGCAGCUGGGCACAAGGCAAAACUGCAGCUGCUCAACUACCUUACAGCCAUAGCUUCUAAAGAUGGAGUGGCCAACAUGGUCAUCAAGAUGAACAUGCUGACCAGUCUUGCUCAACUGAUGAAGACGACAACUUCACUUGACCUUCGCCAGAAGCUGGCCAGGAUGAUAGGAGUUGCUGCCAACCAUUCCACUGUAGUCCAUGAUGAUGCACAACUUUCUGAGAUCUUCACAGCCCUGGCGGAGGUGAUUCGAGACAACUUCCGAAACGCCCGUCUGAAACAGAGCCUUCUGCCUGCUCUGGGGGAGCUCAUGUUCCUGGUGUCAUCCCUGGAGGAACAGAAAGGGGGCGCUGUUGAGAACUGGGCCAUCUCUCCAACCUGCUUCACUCUCGUCAUGCGAUGUCUGCGAGAGGGGGAAGACGCUGUGGUUCACCAUGUUGCAGCCAAGAUUGUUGAGAACAUGGCAACCACGUCCGGCGCCCACAGGGAGAGGUUCGUGACUCCCGAGAUCGGCCCCAUGCUGUGGUACCUCUUCACCCACUCUACUGUCGAUGCUCUCAGGAUCACCGCUGUGUCUGCUAUGUGCAGGUUGAGCAAGCAUUCCGCCACAGUAUUCCAGAGUGUGAUAGAGAAGGUUGGCCUGCCCCACGUGCUGGAGUCCCUGGUGCUGGGCAUCUCCCGUGUCCAGCAGUCCGUGGUCACCAUGUUUAUCACCAUGCUGGCAUCAGGGGGGCAUCUACAGAGACUGGUACAGGACAAGGAUUUUGUGCAGAAGCUGAUGAGGCUGUUGGAGAGUCCGUCCCUGAUUAUCCGAGCCAAAGCUUUCCUGGCCAUCCAUGAGGUCAUCAGGAACAACAGGGAGAUGUUACUCACCUGCUGUCAGGCAAGACUUGUGAUGUACAUUGAGCGAGACAUGAGGAGAACCAUCCCAGCUAAACCUGACCAGCAGGAAGACAUGGAGUACAUGAUGAGGUGUCUGGACCUGCUCAAUGGUUUAUUUGUGGCAGAGUUGCCUCAAGUUAUGGGUGAGGCGAUUGCAAGUCUUGAAGCGAUAUCAGGCAGAAAGCACCCCUCGUCCACCCAGGCUAAACAGCUGAAGUUACACGUACCACUGCUACCUGUCAUGUUACACCUGGCCACUAGUCAGGUUUUCCGUCCAAAGGUAGUGACUGAACAGUUCAUGUCUGGCAUUGGAACACUGCUGACACAUCUUCAGGGUCUGGACUCAGGAACCACAAGUAUUGAAUCUGCACUGGAUCAAGACGCGAACGUUGGCUUACAAAGUCCAUCUGCUAUGGAGGAUUUGAUGCAUGUUGUACUGUCAGUGCUGGAGGCUCUAGCACAACAUCCUACCAUCCUCACACAGUACCACACUGUGGUUAUCCAGAAAAUUCUGCCUCCCUUGGCUGCCCUGGUCAGCAGUGAAAAUGCCAACACCAGAGCCCUGUGUCUACGGAUGCUGUCUGAGAUCGCCUCCCUGUACCUCAUCAAUGAUGAGCUCUAUGACAUGGGAACCAUCUCAGAACAGACUUCAGCAAACAACAGUCAACUCAACCUUAUUGUGGUGAAGAUGCUGUUUCCUCAAUAUGAGCAGCUACUCUUGGAGCCAGACCCUCUGCCAUGCUAUGCAUUGAAGCUGUUACAGGCUCUAUUAGAGAGAAGCCCUGUGUUCGUCAGAAAUCUUGAAGAAAUGGGCUUAGUCCAUGUCCUCUUCCAAGUGAUAAUGGAACAUCAGGACAAUGCAACCAGCAGUACCAUGCAAAGCUUGAUGGGAAUAUUGAACUGCAUUGUGGGAUACAAGGACACCAACAUGCAGACCCUAUAUGACCUAGGUCUAGUGGACCAGCUGAUAGCCAUGCUCUUGGAGGUGACCAGUCAGUGUAUGGAGUCUGAGGAGAAAGGGGAUGUGAAGGCCCCCAUCGCCUCCCUGCUGUCCCUGCUAGACACUCUCCACUGCCUGCUCAAGUACAUCACAAACCUGAUUAGACAGGCACUACAGGGUCAGAAGACAGGAGAGCAGACCCAGGCAGCAGAGAAGCUACUGGUGGUGAACAAGCCUUUAGUGGAUCUCACUAGCUUACUCAUUCAACUGUUGUGUCACGAUGAUCCAGACAUCAAAGACUGGGCAUCUCGCUGCCUGUCCCUGAUGGUACAGCUGUAUGGAGGGGAGUACGCAGACACUUUCAGCCCCGAGUGUGUGGAGUGUUUCGCUGAGGCUCUCACUUCUGCCGACGCCAGGAGACAAAAACUGCUGCUCAGGAUUAUCAAAAGAGUGAUUGUAACCGAGAAGAGGCAUGCUGCAGUGCUGAGGGAACAGGGACAGCCUCUAGUGGAGGCCAUGACUAGUAUGGUCAAGGUGGCAAGCUCCCAUGCAGAUGUCGCAGUGUCAUCACUGGCAGCUGACAUACUCAAGACUAUUGGUGUCAAGAUAUAAACAUGCCUUAAAUUGUAUUCAGUGGCCUUUCAGUGUUGUAUAUGUAUUUACCGGUAUAUGCUGUGAUAUGUUGCACUCGUUGCUUAUGAUAUGAAAGACUGGGUGAAAGAUGUACAUUUGUAUGGUGUUGUGGUUUUAAUUCUUUAAACAAGAAUGCAUACAAGUGAUUUUUUGCUAAUAUACAAAUGCUAUACAUGACAAUCAAGUAUGUCAACUUUUGUAAAGAAAUGUAGUCUACAUGUAUGCACAUUGUUGUGGAGAGCUAUGAUGUAGUUAUUUGAAAUGUGCUUGAAUGUGUGUCUGUGUGUUGUUCAGUGGACUUACAUUCCAUCAAUGUAUGUUACUUAAUAAAGCUAAUGGUUGAAAAUAAGUCUGAAAUUAUUUCUUUAUUGUUAUGUAAAUAAACUGUGCAUCAUUCUUUUCAA